This is a messenger RNA of Cucurbita maxima (winter squash), 2176 nucleotides long. Its product is annotated as protein LURP-one-related 6-like. NCBI's taxonomy places the organism in Eukaryota, Viridiplantae, Streptophyta, Magnoliopsida, Cucurbitales, Cucurbitaceae. The transcript has 2 exons. The record is from RefSeq and is a predicted model, not a curated record. The coding region runs from base 673 to 1380 and encodes 235 amino acids.
CAUAUUCCAUAUGCAUUUGAGAUAGUUUUCAAUUAGGACAAGGUUGUUAGAAACGAAACUCUCUUUACAGUCGAAGUUUUCUCAAGUUAGGAAGAUGCGUUAGAAGUACUUCCGUUAGAUUACUUUAUUCCAACCAUCUUUGAAAGUGAUUUUAGAAUGACCAAAAUCACCUUUGUUUGGCCGUUUUUAGUUAUUUUGAUCACGACGAACGUGUUUUGACCGUUCUAAAAUUACAUCAAAAGGGAUCUUUCUCCAAUAAAGCUCCUCGCUAAAGCUGAUUUUGAACUUAAACUCACAGAUUGUCAAAAUUGAUGGCUUUUUGAGGAUUCUAAACACAAACUUCUGAAAAACUAUUGCUUGUUUCCACAAGAUAUGUACUACAAAGAAUCUUUCUUUAUGGCUUUUCUUGGGCAACAAGCACUAAAGCAUCUAGCCAAAGUGCAUAUAGAAUAAUUCCCAGAGCCCUCUCUCUGUUUCUAUUGGCUAAAACUAACAGUGCGUGAACCAUUCGUUGUGUUCUAUAACAAGCAACCUUGACUUCAAGCCAUUGAUACUCACCUUCUUCAAACCUUCUUAGCAAUAAUCAAUCAUUUACCUUCGAAUCUGUUUAGAACUUCAUAAAAGAGUGCAGAAAUACCAACAAAGAAACAUAGCUUAACUACAAUCAGAAAGAUGGUUCCAUUGGUUAGCAAACUAUAUUGUUCAUCUACUGAGGUUGUGUACGUUGUUAGGAAGAGACCACAUGUCAUUAACGGAGGAGGUUUCGUGGUGACAAAUUGUGAUCAGAAAGUUGUUUUCAGUGUUGAUGGGUGUGGGAUUCUGGGAAAAGCAGAGGAGCUGAUUCUAAGAGAUGAGAGGAGGAAUGCUUUGCUUUUGAUCCGUGGGAAGGUAAUAACUAAGUGUUCUACAUGUUUCCUGAACAAGUAUUUUCUACUUUUCCUGCAUAAAAAUGGUCGAUUUGGGAUUAUUCAGCACAGUUUUAUGUUUCAGGGAGGGAUUUUUGAGGCUCUGAGCUUUAAUAAGAUAUGGAAUGCUUACCGAUACGACUUCCAAGGAUCCAAAAAGCUGGUUUUCAGCUUGAGAAAGCCCAAGUCAUGUCUUCCUGUGGACAAAGAUACUGGAAUUAGAAUCACAACAAAACCAAACCUCGGCAAGAAAGAUUGGGACUUUGAGAUCAGUGGAUACUUCCCUGGCAAAGAAAGCAGCAUCAUUGAUUCUCAAGGCAAUUUAGUAGCUCAGAUUGGAAAGAAUAAAAAGGCUGGAGUCCUGUUGAGCAAGGAUCUCUACUAUGUGUCAAUAAAACCUGGAAUUGAUCAGGCUUUUGUUGUUGGAGUCAUUGCCAUUCUCGACAACAUCUAUGGCGAAUCAACCAGCUGCUGAAUUCAUAAAAGGGACGACAAUCAAGAGGGGAGGAUGGUAAUUGCUUGUCCUCUUCCCUGUAAGGAAUGCAGCUCAAAGUUUCUGUUGUGAUUAAAUUGGAGAUUUGUGGCAGCACUCCAUUUCACGCAAGUCUCCAUGAACUGGGUCUGCAUUUUUUGUUAACUGCAAUGUAUUCUUCUAACUUUUGUAGUUGUCCGUGUAAAUGUAAUUAAACUUUUAGCUUCUCUAGUGCCUUUAAUCUUCCAUAUGCCUUGCAUUAGGAUGCUUGCUACCAUAAAGAGUAGAUCAAGCAGGCCCUUCUGCUGGAAGUCAUUAUAACUGUGGGAAAAGAUAAAGGCAACUGUAGCAGAAUAUUCAAUAACAGAAACAAUAGAAUUAAAGAAUCAGGCGCUUGCACGUCGGCAUUUUAGCAUUGUUGUCCAUCAAAGAUAAAACACAUACAGUCUAUGUUACAUGUAACGAGCAGAUGAAAAUCAGAGAACAAAUUGCAGAUUCGCACUUCAGUGUUCCCUCUAAAGAUAAGUUUCUGAAUGCUUCCUUCUAUACGUAUCAAGAACACUUGAUCUUCAAAUCACAACAACUACAAGGAUUGAGGGAAGAAAACAAGAAACAAGCUUUCCCAUUCAAUAUGUAAACAAACUGUAGAUUACUUGGAUGUACAUGGAAUAUAAAGCAAAAUGAGCCCGUAAGGUUGAUACUUGUAAAUAAAAAAUAUAAAUAUGUAACCGAUUAAUUUCUUCAACAUUCCCAUCUGUCCAAUCAUGAAUGCAUUCGCAGGGGGAACAUCUCAAAGAAA